AGCUAGUCCGACCAUGGUUGGUUGGACGUUGGUAGUCAGAGUCGGUUUCAUUUGGUCGGGCUGUGUUGUAUUUGUGAGAUUAGCCAAAUUAGUAGGCUAAUAGUGAUUAAGCAUACGUUUUCAACUCGUUCAAAUAUUAUUGUUAUUUAUUGUCAUGUAACCUUUUUUGUCAGUAAAACAUAGUUCAAGGUUGAUGCAAAUCUAGUUGUGCACAAUGCAGAAUAGGCCUAUGCUGUAUUUUAAAACCUUCUGUUAUGCUACAUUCUUCAACCAAUAUGCAUCAAUUUUUAAAUGUUCUCGAGCUGAGGUUCAAAAACAGUGUCAUCUUAAUAAAUUGAACUACACUACAUCUGCUGGCCCACCCUGGAGAAUUAUAUUUUUUGGAACUGAUGACUUUGCUGUCAAAAGUGUACAGCCUUUGUGUGCAAAACUUCGAACUGGGACCUUAAUGAGUGAUCUGACAGUAGUUGCUCGUCCAGGAUCUGUGGUAAGAAAAUUUGCAGAAUCGGAAAAGCUUCCCAUCAUAGAAUGGCCUUUCAAAAGUGAUGUCAUAAAAAAUAAGUUUGAUCUUGGUGUAGUUGUAUCAUUUGGACAUCUAAUACCAGAGGACAUAAUUAAAGCUAUUCCACUUGGUAUUUUAAAUGUGCAUGGUAGUCUAUUACCGAGAUGGAGAGGAGCUGCUCCCAUCUUAUACGCUGUCAUGAACGCUGAUCCUGAAACUGGGGUUACAAUCAUGAACAUUGAGCCUAAAAAGUUUGACACUGGAUCAAUCGUUAGGCAGUAUCGCUGUGCCGUGGGCCCUGAUGAAACCACUCCCCAACUAACUGAAAGGUUGUCCGUACAAGGAGCAAAACUUCUCAUGGAGUGUGUUAGAGACUUGCCUAGAUGCCUGGAAAUGGCGGCUCCACAGCCAAAAGAAGGAAUCACUUAUGCUCCUCGUGUAACAAUGAAACUCUCAGUUGUUGAUUGGACUAAAUUGACAGCAAAGCAAGUAUACGACCUUCAUCGAGCUAUAACUCAUCUUUAUGCCCUCACUACAAACUGGCAUGGAGUUCAAGUGCGACUCUUGGAUAUCAAACUUGAUUCCAAGAAACGAGCUGUAGAAAACAGUUCUUUAGAGUCUUCUAGUAAAUCUGCCAUUGACUUCCUUAAUUCAAAUGAACAAUUCACUACUCCUCAAUAUUCAAUUGAUUCUUCAAAUUCCCCGCCUGGAACUAUAUAUUAUAACAAGUUGAACAAAACAAUGAAAAUUCAGUGUGCGGACGGAUUGUGCGUGAGUUGUGGAAGUUUGCGAUUGGGUGGAAAGAAUAGUAUAUCACCGCUCGACUUUUAUAAUGGCUAUAUGACAAAAGUAGAUAAAUCUAAAUGGUACUUUAGUUAGCUUGAUUUGAGCCAUGUGUUAAACUCGGUAGCCUAAUUAAAAUCCAUCUGGCAUUGAUUACCAUAGGCCUAGUCUACAAAUUGUUUAGGUCUCUGGACAUUAGAUUAAAUUUAAAUAGAGCCUAUGUUAAACAUAUUUGCUGGUAAACAUUAACUUAUGUCAUAUUGGUUUUUGUAAAACCAUUAAAAGAUAUCACAAUGCAGGCCUACUUAACUUAGAGAAAAAUAUUUUCUGUUACCGGUACUUAACAUCAUUUAUGCCUAGUAAUCCUAUUAAUCUUAGCGGAAAUGAACAUAUACCGGUAACUUAUGCAAGUUAUGUUACUUAGUUUUUUUUUAUUUUCAUUGUUUAAAAAAAUCAUCAAUAAAUACCUUAGUUCAUUACGGCUGGCCAGAAUAAAUAGGCUUCUAUCAACGAGCAUUUUUAAACAGAUCGUAGAGAUACCUUCAUAGGCCUACUACAGCUUAACGAAUUAUUUGUAUAAUGUCCUGUAACAGUAUGUAUUGUUUUUAAGUAAUACUGUACGUAGUUAGUCAAAAAGGCAAGACUUAUAGUUAAAUUUACCUUUCAAAUCUGAUUAGCAUCCUUUAUUUUAAUUGGUUUUCAAAAGUUUUGUAGUGCAGUACAGUAUUAGCCUAUUGUUAAACACUGACUUGUUAAUUGGGAAAGACAUUAGGCCUAACAGUUGAUACCCAUAGCGUAGUAUUUCUCAAAGUGUCAAAAAAAUAUUUUAUGGCUUGCUGUUUGUUUUAUGUUAUUAGGUCUCUGUUUCUUUGUAUAGGUACAACUAGCCUAACAAAAGCUACUUAGCUAUAGCCUAUGGAAAACCUUUUCAAUGUGCUAGAACAGUGUACGGUAAUAAUAAUAAAUCAAAAGUAACACUGUUGUAUGGGGUAGUGGUGAUGUAGACAUUUAGCUCUUUAAAAUCAUUGGAUUUACAACAAAAAUUAUGAACGGCUUUAUUUAAAAGCUCCUUAAAAGACUGACCCUCAAAUCACUAAUUUGUUAGUCAAACUUGGUACUAAAAAUUAAAAGUAUUAGAAGUUAUUUUAGCAGUACUGUACUCUAGAUUGCCCUGAGUUUAAAUUUACUUAUAACAAAUUUUGUCAGUUUGAUCGUAACACGGUCCCUACCAGACGUCACACUCAACUCUGUAGGCUAUGUACAAUCUUAAAGGCUAUGGUUGCUAUGUUUAGAUUUAAAACGUGGUACAGUAAUUAAAAAAAUAACCAACAGUUCUUUGCAUUAAUGUUAAACAAUUAGAUUUUCAGUCUUCAUGAAUUUGCUAUUGGUUUGUUGUUAUGAUCUGAGUAUUAACAAUAAAUAUUAAA
Macrosteles quadrilineatus (aster leafhopper) is the source of this 2712-nucleotide messenger RNA. RefSeq names its product methionyl-tRNA formyltransferase, mitochondrial. Bases 215 to 1381 code for a protein of 388 amino acids. Gene Ontology annotation, cellular component: mitochondrion. Gene Ontology annotation, molecular function: methionyl-tRNA formyltransferase activity. The transcript has a single exon. NCBI's taxonomy places the organism in Eukaryota, Metazoa, Arthropoda, Insecta, Hemiptera, Cicadellidae. Gene Ontology annotation, biological process: conversion of methionyl-tRNA to N-formyl-methionyl-tRNA; biosynthetic process. The record is from RefSeq and is a predicted model, not a curated record.